GUAUUAUCAGCACCUUGACUCGUGUCUCAGAUGAAGUAGUGAGUACAGGAGACGUAUUAUCAGCACCUUGACUCGUGUCUCAGAUGAAGUAGUGAGUACAGGAGACGUAUUAUCAGCACUUUGACUCGUGUCUCAGAUGAAGCAGUGAGUACAGGAGACGUAUUAUCAGCACCUUGACUCGUGUCUCAGAUGAAGAAGUGAGUAUAGGAAACUCGUGUUAUCAGCACCUUGACUCUUGGGACGAAAUUAAAAAGUGCCCUAAAAGAGCAUUGUAAGAACAACACUAGAUGGUCUUGGCCAGCUGAAAUGACUGUUACUUAUUCUUUGGAGGUCUCCAGGACGCGACUGUGUGGAUUCAGUAAACUUCUCAUUAGGUGGAAGGCAAGCAUUUACAAGACACUCUGGCGAGAGGUUGCCAUCUUCAUUGUUUUUUAUUAUGCCCUUAGCGUACUUUAUCGAUAUAUACUAAUGGAAAAUCAGAAAAGAAUAUUCGAAAAGGUAGCCCGUUACUGCUCAGUCUUCACAGACGUGAUCCCUCUAUCGGUCAUUCUUGGCUUUUACGUAACUUUAAUUAUAUCUCGAUGGUGGUCCCAGUUUACUUCCAUUCCUUGGCCAGAUAGAACUGCGACGAUGAUCGCCAGCUGUGUACAUGGAUCAGAUGAACGAAGUCGAACAAUCCGCCGAACUUUGGGCCGGUACCUUUUGUUGAUGCUGCUCAUAACAUUUCAGGCAGUCAGUACAUCUGUGAAGAAGCGGUUUCCUUCUUUAGACCAUAUUCAAGAAACUGGAAUAAUGACAGCUGAGGAACGAAAAGCCUACGAGAAAAUAAAUUUGUGCGGAAGCAAAUGGUGGAUCCCUGCCCAAUGGUUUGCAUGUUUGACGCUGAGAGCUAGAAAGGAGGGGAGGAUUAAAGACUCCAUUCAAAUGGAUACACUUUUACUGGAAAUGUGCACUUUUCGUAGCUUCUGUGGAGACAUGCUGAAUUACGAUUGGGUCAGUAUCCCUCUGUUAUACACCCAGGUUGUGACGCUAGUAACCUAUACGUUCUUCUUAACCCACCUGAUGAGCAAACAGAGCUUGGAAUCGGACAGUAACCAUGUCGGCGAAGUUGACUUUUAUGUUCCAUUCUUCACGUUGUUCCAGCUCUUCUUUUACAUGGGAUGGCUAAAGGUUGCAGAACAACUGAUUAAUCCUUAUGGAGAGGAUGAUGACGAUUUCGAAUUGAAUUGGUGCCUGGAUAGAAAUAUACAGGUUUGA
Molecule: messenger RNA, 1257 nt
Organism: Limulus polyphemus (Atlantic horseshoe crab)
Lineage: Eukaryota; Metazoa; Arthropoda; Merostomata; Xiphosura; Limulidae
Product: bestrophin-3-like
Exons: 8
Coding region: 307-1257 (316 amino acids)
Molecular function (GO): chloride channel activity
Source: RefSeq, a predicted model, not a curated record